Dermatophagoides farinae (American house dust mite) is the source of this 2076-nucleotide messenger RNA. RefSeq lists its product as uncharacterized. Gene Ontology annotation, biological process: nucleosome assembly; DNA replication-dependent chromatin assembly. Gene Ontology annotation, cellular component: nucleus; CAF-1 complex. The record is from RefSeq and is a predicted model, not a curated record. Gene Ontology annotation, molecular function: protein binding. NCBI's taxonomy places the organism in Eukaryota, Metazoa, Arthropoda, Arachnida, Sarcoptiformes, Pyroglyphidae.
CAUUCAUUAAGGUUUUUAUUUAAACUUUCAAUUCCAUUUUCUUAUUUUGUUGAUUUUAAAUCUUUCAAUAACAACAUUCUAAAUGAAGAUUUAUACACCUCAAAUUUCUUGGCAUGAUCGUCAGCCAAUAUUGAGUGUUGACAUACAAAAUCGUCUUCAUUCUGAAAAGGAUUCUAUUAAAUUUUACCGUCUAGCUACAGGUGGUAAUGAUAAUCAUGUCAACAUUUGGAAAAUAUCAACCACACAUAAUUCUCAAAAACAAAAGCAAGAUCCCAAUAACAAACCUAUCGAUACGAUCGAAUGUCUUGCAGAAUUGACACAACAUCAACGAUCGGUUAAUGUGGUUCGUUUUUCACCAAAUCUUGAUGACAAUCUAUUGGCUUCGGGUGAUGAUGAUUCAUUGAUUUUUAUCUGGAAAUAUUGUGAUGAAGAAAAACCAUCAAAUGAAAGUCAAGAAAAAGGUCAAUCAAAUGUCGAUAAAAUGUUUGAAUCAGAAUCCAUAUCGAUUGAAGUUUGGAAAACCUAUAAAAUUCUUCGUGGACAUAAUCAAGAUGUUUCUGAUCUAUGUUGGAGUCGUGAUGGCCAACAUUUAGUAUCUGGUUCAGUUGAUAAUAAUGUUUUCGUUUGGGAUGUUCAUCGUGGUACGAAAAUGCAUAAGGUAGCUAAAGAACAUAAUAGCUAUGUUCAAGGUGUGACUUGGGAUCCUUUGAAUAAAUAUAUUGCGUCAUUAUCAUCGGAUCGCCAAAUGAUUAUUUUCAAUUCAAAAAAUGGAAAAACACUUAACAAAAUUUAUAAAAUUAAUUUCAACAAUGAAAAUAAUAAUUCGAUCGGCGAGAACAACAACGAUAAUAAUAAAUCAUCAUCGACUAGUAAAUUGUUUUAUGAUCAGACCCUGAUGUCAUUUUUCCGUCGAUUAACAUUCAGUCCUGGUGGUGAAUUAUUAUUCGCACCAUCCGGAAUCUUGGAAUUUGGCAACGAUCGUUUCGAAAAUGUCGUCCAUGUUUUCGAACGAAAAUCACUUAACAGGCCCAGUUUUUAUCUUUCAACCGCUAAAUUUAGUGUUGCUGUGAAAUGUUGUCCGGUCAUUUUCGAGCUUCGACAUGAUGAAAAAACAAACGUUUUCAAUAUUCCAUAUCGCAUUGUAUUUGCCGUAGCUACACAGGAUUCCGUUUUGUUCUAUGAUAGUCAACAAGCCAUACCAUUUGGUUAUGUAUCACAUCUUCAUUAUCUACGACUAACCGAUCUAUCAUGGUCACCGGAUGGUAGAAUUUUGAUUUUAACUUCGACAGAUGGAUUUUCAUCAUUCGUUGUGUUCGACGAACAAGAAUUAGGCAAACCAUAUCAAGGAAAACUUAUGGAUUUCGAAGAACUUGAUACACCGAUUCUUAGCACGAAAACUCCAAGCAAAAUCAGCCCUCUCAACAAUAAUAGUCCAAAUUCAUCACAUACAACAAAAUCUCCAAAUAAAACAAAAUGUUCAACGCCCAUAACAGAUUUUUUCCGAAAAUCAUCACCAUUCUCAAAAACUGGUGUCAACAAUCCAAAUAAAAAUAAUAAUAAUCGAUCACAAUCAUCUUGUGAAAAGAAACAACAAUCAACCAACAAGCCAGGAAGACGAAUUCAAUUGAUCACGCUACAAACACCACACAGUAAUCAAAAUAAAUCUAUAACCGAAAAUCCAUUGCCAUGUUCAACGCCAAACAUUGUUGAUGAUAAAGGAAAUGUUGACAAGUUAGAAUCAGAUCUUGAAAAAUCUAAUCAAUAUGUUUCCGGAAUCAAACGAAAACAAUCGGAAGAAUCAACAAAAAUCAAUGCCGAUAAUAAUAAUGAACAUUUAUGAGCGAAAGAAAAUACAAUUACUUUUAUUGAAUUGGAAAUCUUGGAUAGUUCUGUGGAUUGAUCGUGUACCGGAAACCGAAAAUAAAGAUGAAAAAAAAAUUGAAGCUCGUUCAUUUGGUUAUGGAUAAACAAUGGAAUUUUGUUUUGGUUUUUUUUUUGUCGCUGUCAUUAAAUGAUUUGUAAUUCAUUAGAUUAUUUUUUCUGUAAAUAAAUAAAUAAAAAUACAAUUUAAAUGAA